UCACAAAUAAAGUGUUCUGCAGACUCAAGGUUUAUACUUACAUUUACGAGACUUAUAUUUACAUCAGUCUCUUUGGCUGGUGGGUGGGGGUGAGAGGCUCUUCCUGGAUUCCUUAUUUUCUACAGGAGAGGAGGAAAACACCUGGGAUGCUCCAAUGCUCUUACGCAGAUAAUGAUCAUUAACUUCAGCCUCUCUGAUCAAAGAGCUACUCGACCCCACGCUGACUGUAGUGUGACAUUCCUGCCUGCCUGAGGAAGAAAUGGUGAGCAGGGGCUGUAAUUGCAGACAAGUGUCACCCAGAAGCCACAAGUUUCUGUGAGCACCAGAUCUACAAACUACCCAAGGCAUAGCAAUGGCAUUAUCACUGGAAGAAUUCGUCCACUCUCUUGACCCCAGGACCCUACCCAGGGUUCUAGAAAUCCAGGCAGGCAUCUAUUUUGAAGGCUCUAUUUAUGAAAUGUUUGGAAAUGAAUGCUGUUUUUCAACAGGAGAAGUGAUUAAAAUUACUGGUCUCAAAAUUAAGAAGAUCAUAGCUGAAAUUUGUGAGCAGAUGGAAGGUUGUGAGUCUCUACAGCCAUUUGAACUGCCUAUGAAUUUUCCAGGUCUUUUUAAGAUCGUGGCUGAUAAAACUCCGUACCUUACUAUGGAAGAAAUCACAAGGACCAUUCAUAUUGGACCAAGUAGACUAGGGCAUCCUUGCUUCUAUCAUCAGAAGGAUAUAAAACUAGAGAACUUCAUCAUAGAGCAGGGUGAGCAAAUCAUGCUCAACUCAGUUGAAGAGAUUGAUGGAGAAAUAAUGGUGAGCUGUACAGUAGUAAGGAAUCAUCAAAAUCACUCAUUUAAUUUGCCUUUGUCACAAGAAGGAAAAUUCUACGAAUGUGAAGAUGAACGUAUUUAUACUUUAAAGGAGAUUGUUGAAUGGAAGAUUCCUAAGAACAGAACAAGAACUGUAAAACUUACAGAUUUUUCAAAUAAGUGGGACUCAUCAAAUCCGUUUCCUAAAGACUUUUAUGGUACCCUGAUUCUCAAGCCUGUUUAUGAAAUUCAAGGUGUGAUGAAAUUUCGAAAGGAUAUAGUCCGCAUCCUCCCCAGUCUAGAUGUCGAAGUCAAAGACAUCACUGAUUCUUAUGAUGCUAACUGGUUUCUUCAGCUGUUAUCAACAGAAGAUCUUUUUGAAAUGACCAGUAAAGAGUUCCCCAUAGUAACUGAAGUCAUAGAAGCACCUCAAGGAAAUCACCUGCCCCAAAGCAUUUUACAGCCUGGGAAAACAAUUGUGAUCCACAAAAAGUACCAGGCAUCAAGAAUCUUAGCUUCAGAAAUUAGAAGCAAUUUUCCUAAAAGACACUUCUUGAUCCCCACUAGCUAUAAAGGCAAGUUCAAGCGGCGACCGAGGGAGUUCCCAACGGCCUAUGACCUAGAGAUCGCUAAGAGUGAAAAGGAGCCUCUUCACGUGGUGGCCACCAAAGCCUUUCAUUCCCCUCAUAACAAGCUGUCAUCUGUAUCUGUUGGGGACCAGUUUCUGGUGCAUCACUCAGAGACAACUGAAGUCCUCUGUGAGGGAAUAAAAAAAGUAGUGAAUGUUCUGGCCUGUGAAAAAAUCCUCAAAAAGUCCUAUGAGGCAGCACUGCUCCCUUUGUACAUGGAAGGAGGUUUUGUAGAGGUGAUUCAUGAUAAGAAACAGUACCCGAUUUCUGAGCUCUGUAAACAGUUCCGCUUGCCCUUCAAUGUGAAGGUGUCUGUCAGGGAUCUUUCCAUUGAAGAGGAUGUGUUGGCUGCCACACCAGGACUGCAGUUGGAGGAAGACAUCACAGACUCUUACCUACUCAUAAGUGACUUUGCCAACCCCACGGAGUGCUGGGAAAUUCCUGUGGGUCGCUUGAAUAUGACUGUUCAGUUAGUUAGUAAUUUCUGUAGGGAUGCAGGACCAUUUCUAGUCAGGACUCUGGUAGAAGAGAUCACUGAAGAGCAGUAUUACAUGAUGCGGAGAUAUGAAAGCUCAGCCUCACACCCCCCACCUCGCCCUCCCAAACACCCUUCAGUAGAGGAAACAAAGUUAACCCUGCUAACCUUAGCAGAAGAAAGGAAGGUGGACCUGCCCAAGUCUCCCAAGCGUCAUCACGUAGACAUAACCAAGAAACUUCACCCAAAUCAAGCUGGCCUGGAUUCGAAAGUACCAGUUGGUAGUCAGAAUGAUUUGGUGGAUGAAGAGAAAGAGAGGAGCAACCGUGGGGCCACGGCAGUAGCAGGUACUGAUGUGACUAUAGAAACAUUCAAGAAUGAAAAACAUCAAAAAUAACAAGAUGUGACAGAAGCCACUUAGGCAACAAACAUAAAUGUUGGAGGGAAAAAAGAAGCUAGCUUUCUAGCUGAAAAACAAAUAUUCCCCAAUGGACUCCAGAAGAAACUUGACUCAUCGCUGCAAAGGAGAGAACAACCUUAAAACUUUUAACAGAUAAAACUUAGAGAAACCUAAGAUAUAAAAUUUGUAUAGUCUAUUCUGUUGUGUCUAAAUCUGUAUGUAUUGUUUUGUUGUUCUUUAGGACAUAUUUAUUUAACGUGCACAUUUUUUUUCAGGUUCUUAUUUCCACUACCAACAACUAAGUAAUUGAGAAAUAAUUUUGUAUUUCAGUUUCUGAGUAAAACCAGUCUGAAAUAGGAUAAAAGCUCACCAAAUAUUUUCUUUUUUGCCCAGAAUUUGUUUUGCCAUUUUUUUAGUGCUAUCAUCAUUCCUAACAAGACUAACUUACAGAAAAAUAAUUAUAUCUGAGUGAUUUAAAAUGUCCAGGUUUCUUAUCCAAAUCCCUUGGAACUGGGAUCCCUACCCAUCAAGGGUGGAAGGGAGUUUGACUUCACAUUCACAGUGUAUUUACAAAAUACACUUUGUAAUAAAUAUGUUUGAAUUCCAACAACCAAAGCCAUUGAGAGUCAUAGGAGUUUUCCAUAACCUCUUCUAUGACCCAACAACAAGUUCAUGACUGAAAUUUCACCGGAUUUCUGAGAAGAUGCCUUAGUAUUUUAUGUACUGUAUACCACACAAUUCUUUAGAUGAAUGUUUCUUAGGAUUGCAGGAAAAUUAUCUAGUUAAUCAUAAUAUUUGAUGUAAAGAAAAAGGCAAUAAAAUUGUAAUGAGAUAUAAUAAAUUUGGCUGACAAUAAACCAAAGUGAUUCUUAAUUAGUGUACAUUAGAAUGAUGCUCUUAUAGUUGCAUCAUCUAUAAAAAUUACUUUAAGAGCUCUCACAUUUUGAUAAUUUAUCUUAUUAUGUAUUAAGUAUACAGGAGCAAUAUUAUUUUUCCUCUAACAAAAUGAAGAGACAGGCUAUCUGGUUAAUGUUACACAGGAAUUUAAUAGUAACACUUAAACUUCAUCCAUAGAUCAUACUCUGUACAAAAUCUGUUAGCUAACAUCCUAUCUCAUAAUUAUUUUAUGUUACUUGGAGAAAUUUGUUGGUUUUGUACCAAAGUGUUUCUGAAGACAAUAAAUUGUGAGUCAGCUUUUGAACAAAAAAAAUUACAGUUAGAGUUUUUUGAAUGUUUAUAUUCUAAUUAAGCUCACUUUACCUUACUUUUUUUCUAAGUGAUAAUUAAUCCUGAUUUCUAAUGUCCUAAAUAUUGCUUAGUGAUUUGAUUGUGGUAAUAUCAUUUCUUAUCUACAAUGUCUAAACUUUUAUGGGAUAGUUUUACUUUUAUUUAUUUUGCCUGUUUGUGCAGAUUAGAGCAGAAACUUUUCUAAGCCCCACAUUUGGUUAUUGAAGGCCACAGCGAAUCUUAACCUGACAACCUUGGCAAACUGCACCUUAGGUAAUUUUAGACUCAUAUAAUUUGUUAUUUUUCAAGUAAUAGUGAAUAAUUAAUAUUUUCAUUUGGAAUAUGAGAAUGAUUAAAUUUGUACUUUUGAUAGGUAUCAUUCUUUGAUUAGAAAAUUAAGAGAAUGCAUAUCUUCCUUUGGCCGUAAAUUAUCAAGGGCUUUCUAAUGGAAAUCAUAUAUAACAUUUCUAAAUAUAAGUCCUUUCACAUACUGCGUUUCCAGUUGUCUUGAUAUUGAAAAGUGUAAUAAACUGCAUGCUCACUUAUUGGAGAUUUGGGAAGGUUGAAAAUAAAUUUCCUAAUUUUUAUUUGUAUGUGUUCUCUUCUAUGUUUAACUCUAGGAUAACUAUCUUCCUGUAACAAUUAGGUUAAAAUAGUCUUUAACUAGGAUUGAAAUAAAUUGUUCACUAAGGAGGGGAUUGCUUGUGCUAAAAAAAAAAAAAAAAAAAAGCCAGGAGGAGAGAGAUUUCCUUCCUGCCCUCUCCAUCCCCUAUGGACUUACAGUGCUGAGCUCAAUCAUAAUGACCAAAUUUCACAGCAUGGUCAAGUUGCAUAGACAGGGGCCAAGACUACGAAUUGUUAAUACUGGCUUCUUCCUAAUGGAAUCAGCCAAGCAAUUUUGGAAAAGGCUGUCAGAAAGGAGUGAGAAAUGGAAAGAGGAAAAUGUGAUUGUUGAGAUAGGCUAGUUCAACUCUUGCGUACGGGAUUUUAAUAUAAAAACUGUUUGUUUUAAGAUCAGAGUCAAUAUGUAAUGAGAAUUUUAGGUGUUUAUCCAACGGUUCUUGGUUCAAGUUGCCUCUAAAAGGAAAAAAAUGUGUAAAACGCUGGGGGAAGUCAGAAUUAGGAUCUAAUUAUAACCCCGAUAGGCUGGAAUACUAAAAAUGAAAUCCAAUAGAAUAAAAGUAUUCUUUUGACUUUACCAUGAAAAUAUUUCCACAAUUGUAAAACUUCUGACUGUUUCUACUUCUACUGCUGUGGUCCAAACUCAGUCAUCUCUGUUGGAUUAUUGCAAAAAUCCUGUAACAAUUCUUCCCGUUCCUGCCCUUCCUACCUAUCAAUCUAUUCUGAUUGUGAGAACCAGAAUGAUCUCAUUAAAAUAUAUGCUAUUAUUACACACCACAGUCAUGUCCUACCUCAUUCAGACUAAAAACCAAAAUUCCUAAAAUGAUCCACAAAGGUGUACCCAAUCUAUUCCCGUUCUGUCUCUGGACUCUUCCUAUUCAUUUUGCUCAAGUCAUACUGAUCUUCCCAUUUGAUGUGGUUUGGCUGUGUCCCCAUCUAAAUCUCGUCUUGAAUUGUAGUUCUCAUAAUCCCCACAUGUCAUG
This is a messenger RNA of Cercocebus atys (sooty mangabey), 5130 nucleotides long. It is a transcript of the gene THEMIS, whose product is annotated as thymocyte selection associated. The transcript is spliced from 7 exons. Gene Ontology annotation, biological process: T cell receptor signaling pathway. The coding region runs from base 353 to 2296 and encodes 647 amino acids. The record is from RefSeq and is a predicted model, not a curated record. NCBI's taxonomy places the organism in Eukaryota, Metazoa, Chordata, Mammalia, Primates, Cercopithecidae.